AUGUGCCCAGGGGAGGAUUCGGUCAGCUUCCCCAAUCCUCUGCCCGUCUGGACAGAGCACUUGCUCGGAGAGCAGACUGCAGCCGAGGAGGACACUGUGAGUCGACACAGGAGCCGCACCCUUGUUGUACCCUGCGUCUGUCUGUGCGGCUGGGCACCUGGACAUCGGAGGUCACCUGCUCCGCCGGGAACCCUGGGAGACAGCGUCAUGACCCUGACCUUCAUUGCUCUGCUCUCUCUCGGGCUGUGUGGGGGCCCCUGGGACCAGGUCCGGGCAGAGGCCCUCCCCAGACCCUCCCUCUGGGCUGACCCGGGCCCCGUGGUCAGCAAGGGCAGCCCUGUGACCCUCUGGUGUCAGGGGUCUCUGCUGGCUGAUGCCUACUAUCUGUAUAAAGAGAGGGGCUCUGAGCCCUGGCGUACGAGGAUCCCACAGGCCUCCAACAACAAGACCGAGUUCCGCAUUCCAUCCACGAGCUCACACGAUGCAGGGCCAUACGAGUGUGUCUACAGGGCUGGGCGCACCCUGUCUGAGCGCAGUGAGCCGCUCGUCCUGGUGGUGACGGGAGAGUUCAGCUCACCGUCCCUCGAAGCCCAGCCAAGCCCGGUGGUGGCCUCAGGGGGGAACGUGUCCCUCGUGUGUAGCUCACAGUCCACAUCUGGCCCUUUCCACCUGCUGAAGGAGGGAGGGGCUGAGCCGCCCCGACACAUGGCAUCGCAAUGGAGUUACUUACCCAGGGGGUGGCAGGCCGUCUUCCCUGUGGGCCCUGUGAGCGCCUCCCACGGGGGAACCUACAGAUGCUACGUUUCUCGCAGCUCCUACCCCAAUGUGUGGUCACAUCCGAGUGACCCUCUGCGCAUCGAGGUCACAGGCGUGUACAGGUCGCCCUCCCUCCGGGCCCAGCCAGGCUCCCUGCUGCUGCCUGGGGACAGCCUGACCCUCCAGUGUCGCUCGGAGCCCGGCUUUGACAGAUUCGCUCUGACCAAGGACGAGGGGCCCACACCCCCUCAGCGUCUCGAUGGGCAGCGCAGCCCCGACUUCCCCCUGGGCCCUGUGACCCGCACCCACGGGGGCCGGUACAGGUGCUACAGCGGACACAGCCCCUCCUAUGCGUGGUCGACCCCCAGCGCCCCCCUGGACGUGCUGAUCCACCGCCCUCCCUCCCCAGGAGCGGACAGCAAACCCUCCCUGUCGGCCCGGCCGCCGCCCCCGGGGCCCUGGGGAGCCAACGUGACCCUGCUGUGUCGAUCUGAGACCAGGGCUGACACCUUCCACCUGCACAGGGAGGGCUCCCUGGACCCUCCCCUGCAGCUUCGUCUGCAGGACAUGGCUGCCCCCUCGGAGGCCACCUUCAACAUCAGUCCUGUGACCUCGGCCCACAGUGGGACCUACAGGUGCUACAGCUCCCACAGCGCCUCCCCCUUCCUGCUCUCAAAGCCCAGUGACCCCCUGGAGAUCCUGGUCCCAGACUCAACCGCCCACGACUACACAGUGGGGAACGCCGUCCGGUUGGGUGUGUCUGGCCUGAUCCUCCUGGUCCUCGGGGGGCUGCUGUUUGAGGCUUGGCACAGCCAGAGAAGACCCGCGACGCGGCCAGGAGAUUGUUCGCCCCGGCGACCAGCUGCCCGCCACCACCGGCUGCACUCGGGGCUGAAGCGCUUCCCCUGCCCCCUCUGCUCCAAGCGCUCCGCCCGCAGCGACCACCUGUCCAAGCUCGCGCGCCGCCACCGCGGCUGCCACCGGGCUGCUGACGUGCGACACCAUGACAGGACAGCCAGCCUCCCAGGGACCACACCCUACGUGUCUGUCCACCCGCAGGACGCCCUGGUCUCUUCCUCCUGCACAGCGGGCUUCAGAGAGGAGACCAUGCCCCCCACGCUCACGGCCCUGCUCUGCCUCGGUGAGUGUCGGGGGGGAGGGGGAGCCCUGCUCUGUCAGGACCGGGCUCAGGACGCUCCCAGGGAGGGGGGCUCUGCUCAGGACUCAGGGCACAUCCCUCACGGGGACUCUCUUGCAGGGCUGAGCGUGGGCCUGAGGACCCCGGUGCAGGCAGGGACCCUCCCCAAACCCACCGUCUGGGCAGAGCCAGGCCCUGUGAUCCCCUGGGGGAGCCCGGUGACCAUCUGGUGUCAGGGGUCCCGGCAGGCCCAGGAGUUCCGACUGGAUAAAGAGGGAACCUCAUCGCCUUGGGCCACACAGAAGCCACUGGGUCCCAGGGACAAGGCCAAGUUCUCCUUCACACAGAUGACAGAGAACACUACAGGGUUAUAUCGCUGCUACCAUCGGAGCCCCAGGGGCUGGUCAGAGCGCAGUGACCCCCUGGAGCUGGUGGUGACAGGAUUCUACAGCAAACCCAGCCUCUCAGCCCUGCCCAGCCCUGUCGUGACCUCCGGAGGGAACGUGACCUCCUUAGGGAACGUGACCCUCCAGUGCGGCUCCGGACUAGGUUUUCACAGGUUCAUUCUGACUGAGGAGGCAGGAAGCAGGCCCCCCUGGACCCUGGACUCACAGCCUCACCCCAGCGGGCAGGUCCAGGCCCUGUUCCCCGCGGGGCCCAUGACCCCGAGCCCCAGGAGGACGUUCAGGUGCUAUGGCUGUUACAGGUACAGCCCCCAAGUGUGGUCACUGCCCAGUGACCCCCUGGAGCUCCCAGUCUCAGAGCCUGAGCCCCGCGGUCCCGGCCCCCUGGACCCUACCCCCGGGAAAGCAGACUCCCAGACCCAAGACUACACAGCGGGGAAUCUCGUCCGCAUGGGCGUGGCUGGCCUGCUGCUGCUGGUCCUCGGGGGGCUGCUGCUUCAGGCUCGAGACACCGAGGGGACGGCCCACGCUGCCGCCAGGAUGUGA
Messenger RNA from Pteronotus mesoamericanus, 2844 nucleotides. Its product is annotated as leukocyte immunoglobulin-like receptor subfamily A member 6. Lineage: Eukaryota; Metazoa; Chordata; Mammalia; Chiroptera; Mormoopidae. Gene Ontology annotation, biological process: cytokine-mediated signaling pathway. Gene Ontology annotation, cellular component: plasma membrane. The record is from RefSeq and is a predicted model, not a curated record. Gene Ontology annotation, molecular function: inhibitory MHC class I receptor activity.